This is a messenger RNA of Rhincodon typus (whale shark), 5065 nucleotides long. RefSeq names its product myosin VIa (gene myo6a). Gene Ontology annotation, biological process: inner ear auditory receptor cell differentiation; actin filament organization; vesicle transport along actin filament. Gene Ontology annotation, molecular function: actin filament binding; ATP binding; microfilament motor activity. The transcript is spliced from 30 exons. Gene Ontology annotation, cellular component: actin cytoskeleton; endocytic vesicle; myosin complex. NCBI's taxonomy places the organism in Eukaryota, Metazoa, Chordata, Chondrichthyes, Orectolobiformes, Rhincodontidae. The record is from RefSeq and is a predicted model, not a curated record. Bases 209 to 3439 code for a protein of 1076 amino acids.
GACAAAGAGGAGGAGCACCGGGAGCAGGGGGCGGAGCACUAGGGCUGAGAGCAGGAUCGAGAGACGCAGCGGGAACAAGGGGGAGGAGCACCCGGACUCACACCGGGAGCAGCAGGAGGAGUUCCGGGGCUAUCGAGGGGAAACAGACUUUCUGUAACGGCACCGGUAAACAGUUGACGGGAAUCGUGGUUAGUUCUGAAAAGUGAGCAUGGACGACGGGAAGCCUGUGUGGGCUCCACAUCCCCUGGAUGGGUUCCAGCUGGGUUCCAUUAUUGACAUUGGUGUUGACUCACUAACAAUUGAACCUUUGAAUCAAAGAAACAAGACAUUUCUAGCACCCGUCAACCAGGUUUUUCCUGCAGAAGAAGAUAAUGAAAAGGAUGUAGAAGAUAAUUGUGGCCUGAUGUAUUUAAAUGAAGCUACCCUCCUGAACAAUAUCAGAGUGCGCUAUAGCAAAGACAAAAUAUAUACUUACGUAGCCAACAUUCUAAUAGCAGUGAACCCAUACUUUGAUAUACCAAAACUGUAUUCAUCAGAGACUAUUAAGAAGUACAAAGGGAGGUCCUUGGGCACUCUGGCACCACAUGUCUAUGCUAUUGCUGAUAAAGCUUACCGUGACAUGAAGGUGCAUAAACUAAGCCAGUCCAUUAUUGUUUCGGGGGAAUCGGGUGCUGGAAAAACAGAAAAUACCAAGUUUGUUCUUCGGUACUUGACAGAAUCAUAUGGUACAGGUCAAGACAUCGAUGAAAGGAUUGUAGAAGCUAACCCCUUACUUGAGGCUUUUGGAAAUGCCAAAACUGUCCGAAAUAACAAUAGUAGCCGAUUUGGAAAAUUUGUAGAAAUUCAUUUCAACGAGAAGAAUGCUGUCGUUGGAGGUUUUGUAUCUCAUUACCUUUUGGAAAAAUCCCGAAUCUGUACGCAGAGCAUGGAAGAAAGAAAUUACCAUAUCUUUUAUAGGCUGUGCGCAGGUGCUCCUGAAGAGAUUAGGCAAAAGUUUCACUUGACCUCCCCUGAUAACUUCCGGUAUCUGAGUCGAGGAUGCACCAGGUACUUUGCCAACAAGGAAUCCGACAAAAAGAUUCUACAGAAUCGCAAGAGCCCACAGUGUCUUAAAGAAGGCUCACUGAAAGACCCAUUGCUGGAUGACCAUGGUGAUUUUAACCGCAUGUGUGUUGCUAUGAAGAAAAUAGGGCUGGAUGAUGCAGAGAAGCUUGAUCUGUUUCGUGUAGUUGCAGGUGUUCUGCACCUUGGAAAUGUUGACUUUGAAGAAGCUGGAAGCACCUCAGGUGGAUGUGUCCUGAAGAACAAAUCGAGUCAGUCACUAGAGCACUGUGCCGAAUUGCUGGGGCUGGAUGAUGAUGACCUGCGUGUUAGUUUGACCACUAGAGUAAUGCUGACCACAGCUGGAGGUGCCAAAGGCACAGUUAUCAAGGUACCCUUAAAGGUGGAGCAGGCAAACAAUGCCCGAGAAGCUUUGGCCAAGGCAGUUUAUAGCCAUCUAUUUGACCAUGUGGUAAAGCGGGUCAAUCAAUGUUUCCCCUUUGAGACCUCCAGUUUCUUUAUUGGAGUUCUAGACAUUGCUGGGUUUGAAUAUUUUGAGCAUAAUAGCUUUGAACAAUUCUGCAUUAACUACUGCAAUGAGAAGCUUCAGCAGUUUUUCAAUGAAAGGAUCCUAAAAGAGGAACAAGAGCUAUAUCAGAAAGAAGGCCUUGGCGUGAAUGAAGUGCACUAUGUUGAUAAUCAAGAUUGCAUAGAUUUAAUUGAAGCUAAAUUAGUGGGAAUCCUGGAUAUUUUGGAUGAAGAAAACCGUUUGCCUCAAGCCAGUGACCAACAUUUUACUGCCGCAAUACACCAGAAGCACAAGAACCACUUCCGACUCACGAUUCCUAGAAAGUCAAAAUUGACAGUUCACAGGAAUAUCCGUGAUGACGAAGGGUUUAUCAUCAGGCACUUCGCUGGAGCAGUCUGCUAUGAAACAUUAUUAGUGAAGAACAAGAUGAAGUACCGAGCUGUUUCUUGCAUUAAGAUGCAGAAGACUGUCCGCAUGUGGUUAUGCAAGAGAAAAUAUAAACCGCGCAUUGAUGGCCUGGUGAAGGUGAAAUCACUCAAGCAGCGAGUCAAUAGAAUGACUGAGGUGGUGAAGGCCUUGAGGGAGGGCAAGGCUGAGAUGAGUAAACAAGUCCAGGAUCUGGAUUCAUCAAUUAAUGCCCUUGUGAUUAAAAUUAAGAACACUGCAAUGACCAGAGAUCAAAUUGAUCAGGAGUAUGUUGCUCUAGUGAAACGAUCGGAACAACUUCUCAGCACACUGCAGAAGAAGAAACAAGAGGAGGAGGAAGCUGAGCGACUGCGCGUCAUCCAGGAGGAAAUGGAGCGAGAACAGAAACGUCGUGAGGAGGAGGAGCGUCGACGCAAGCAAGAAGAGGAAGAACGUCGCCUGAAAGCUGAAAUGGAGUUGAAGAGAAAAAUGGAGGAGGUGGAGAGGAAGAAAGAAGAGGAAGUAAAACGUUCUAUGCAGGCUGCUUUGGAGGCUCAGCUCGCUGCAGAGCGUGAGGAAGAAGCUCGUAAGCAGUCUCUACUCGAACAAGAGCGACGUGACCGGGAACUUGCCAUGAGGAUUGCACGAAGUGAGUCUGAGCUCAUCUAUGAUGAAUCGCCAAUGGACACAGGAAUUAAGAGUGUUGAAGUUAAACAAAUCCGCCCAGUCGCAGUUGCUGCUAAAUCUGAUGGACCACAAUCCAAAAUGACAAUGGAAGAAAUGGCCAAAGAAAUGUCAGAUUAUCUGGCUAGAAGUCCUGAGGUCCAGGCUACUAAGGCUGCUGCUGGCACAAAGAAAUAUGAUCUCACCAAAUGGAAAUAUGCUGAACUGCGAGAUGUCAUCAAUACCUCUUGUGAUAUUGAGCUGUUGGCAGCAUGCAGGGAGGAAUUCCAUCGGCGGCUGAAGGUUUACCAUGCCUGGAAGUCCAGGAACAAAAAGCGCAAUACUGAAGCAGAACAACGAGCUCCAAAAUCAAUCACUGAUUAUGCUCAGCAGAAUCCCCCUCAGUUACAAGCUAGGCAGCAGGAGAUCACUCAGAAUCGGACACAGCGCUAUUUCCGCAUCCCAUUUAUCCGUCCAGCUGACCAGUACAAAGAUCCCCAGAACAAGAAGAAAGGCUGGUGGUAUGCCCAUUUUGAUGGACCAUGGAUUGCACGUCAGAUGGAAUUGCACCCAGACAAAGCCCCCAUACUCCUGGUAGCUGGUAAGGAUGACAUGGAGAUGUGUGAGCUAAGCCUGGAUGAGACGGGGCUCACUCGGAAGCGGGGAGCUGAAAUCCUACCACGGCAGUUUGAAGAAGUGUGGGAGCGUUGUGGUGGAGUCACAUAUCUCCGCAAUGCAAUUGAGAGCAAGCAAGCCAGACCCACUUAUGCCACAGCAAUGCUACAGAACCUUCUGCAUUAGAAUGGAAUAGAUUUUGCCUUGAUUAUGAGUAGUGGCUUAAAGGAAAAGAGUUGCGAAUGGAACAAAGGGAAGAAUGCUUCUCCCUGAUAAAAAUAAAUCUGAGCUUGAAAUAAAUGUUUUUUUAAACUUCUAGAUUUCAUGAGAACUGUUGUGCAAUGGUAAUGAGUAAAACUAAUCAAAUAAAAUUAGGAAUAAUAUUCAGUGACACUAACCCUAUUUCCUUAAAAUUGUGUGGUAAACAAUCAAGAAUAACACAUCUGUAGUGAAUCACAGUUUAUUCAAAAGUGCCACAGUGAUAUUUGCAAUACUAAGCAAAGAAUGAAGGUGGCUGAUCUACAUGGUGUUAGUUCUUUCAAAAUCCUAUUUGUUGGGAAAUAUAUGGUUUUAUCCAGAGAAGUUUAAAAAUCUGCAUGCUAUCACUUUUGAUUGAAUUGUUAGAUGUUAUUUGUUGCUUUGUAAAAGACCUUAAUGAGAGCAGCUGCUAUUCUGCAUAACAAACAGUUUAAAAACCCCAGUUCAGUACUUUAAACACUGAUAACACAUUUCACAGCUAGACUAUAAAGUUAUACUUGAAGGUUGCAGUUUUCAGGCACUAUGAAAUAACCUGCAACCCUUAUAAUUAGUGGGUCCUGAUAUUGGGUUCUUAAAGAAGAUUACCUCUAUUUCAAGUCCUGAAAUUUUGAAUAAUCAUGUUGUACCUCUUUGACCCAAAUGGAUUUUGUUAAUUGUAGAACUUUGUUUUAUUAACUUCUAAUUUUAUGUUUCUUUUGUGUAGUGAAGUGUUUUUGUGUACUCUGGUAAUUGAAUCCCUGACCUCCUGUAAAUGCUGUUCCGAAAGUGAAAUAAUAUCUUAAAACUGAAACAGCAAUGCUUUUGCACCAGACCCAUCAACUUACAAUCUGUUACUGGAAACAAUUGGUGAAUCUUGCAUUAUCCUUGGUUACUUAAGUAUUGAGGUGUAUCUUCUUUAGCUUACCAUGAAAGAAGUAUAUUAUUUAGGAAUGAGCAGGAUCACAACCUUUUCUCUAAUAUCUCUAGUACAAAUUGAUCUCACUCCUCUCACCAUCCCAGCUUACUAAAGCCAUAUGCAGAAAAUCUUUCCAACUGAGGUUAAUGGUGACAAGUUGCCUUUUUGGAGAUUUGGGUGAAACCAACUCCCAGUCAAAAAUGUAGUCUGUUGGCUCUUUGUGUAUAAUUUCUAUCCUUCCAUAGCUGUUGCAUUUAAAAGAAAGGAAACACAUUAUCUGUGCAAAUGGGAUUUGUGUACAAUUAACUAGAACAAGGGAGUAAGAAAAGGGUAGCCUGUAAAAAUAGGCUAGCAUAAUCUUGCACUGCAUGGCAGUUGUAGUUUUUGUGGAAACCCACAAUCUCUUAGACUUUGUCAAACUCGAUAACUGUGUGGAAGUUGCUGUAAGUAGGUUGGUUAUUUAUUUAUGAUUUCAAAUGUGCAAAGUGAUUGUCUAAUAAUCUGAUCUACAAGCUCAACCUGAAAACAGUUUGUGUUUUCAUGAUUCUUUCUGGACCUCUUGGAACAAAGUCUCUUAAAAUUUACAGUUUUACAAUUUGAUUUGUAAAUGAUCUGUUUUCAAUGGUGACAUACAGAAAAUAAACACAUUCCUUACCUGA